Molecule: messenger RNA, 1996 nt
Organism: Naegleria gruberi
Lineage: Eukaryota; Heterolobosea; Eutetramitea; Acrasida; Naegleriidae
Exons: 3
Coding region: 1-1980 (659 amino acids)
Biological process (GO): mitotic DNA damage checkpoint signaling; protein phosphorylation
Cellular component (GO): nucleus
Molecular function (GO): protein serine/threonine kinase activity; protein binding; ATP binding
Source: RefSeq, a predicted model, not a curated record
AUGGAACUUAAAGAUGGUUACUUUCCUUCUUCCAAUGGUUCCGAUUUUACAUCAUUAGCAAAGUUGCAACGUUUUUCACCCAUUUCUGUCUCAUUCAAUGUAUUAAUUUGCUUUGAUUCAAAAUAUGAGACCGAAGUGAGUGUAAAGAAACAUCAACUAUCCGAUGAAACAAAUUUACUGGUUGGCAUUGGUAUUGAUACGCUCCACCACUCAAAUAUUAUUCACAGAGAUUUGAAAUUGAAAAACAUUUUCGUUAGGGAGUAUGAUCCAAACACAGGAUAUAUCAAAAUAAUGAUUGGAGACUUUGGUGAUGCCAAACAAAUGGAAAAGAGUUACUAUGAAUCGUCUGGUACCAAAACUUUUAAUGAUUCACCUCCAGAAAUAAUAGACCAAUGGAAGCAAAACAAGAAGGAUGUUAAGUGGACAAAGAAAGCCGACUUAUGGGGCAUUGGUUGUGUGUUGUUUAGGUUAUUGACAUUUGAUUUGAGAGGAGGAUCUGCUAGUUUUUUGGAAAGGGUAUUAUUGGUUUUAACCCAAAAAGGUUGUCAUAUACGUGAUGAAAAAAGUGGGCUGAUUAAUGGUAUUAGCAAAGCAUUUAACGAAAAUACAACUGAAUUGAUAAAGCAACAAACUCUCGAUAUUAGCACUUUCAUGGGAAUGAGAGAGGACUAUUUGAGAAAAUUGGCAAUAUCAAUCAUAGACAAUGAUUUGGAAAUAUUAGAAGAAGUUCCUCAUGCAUUGGAAAAAGGAGAUUCUUUUUACCAACAGAAACUAAUUAUUAUGCUUACUACUAAUGAUUUGAAAGAUGAGAAAGGGAUGGAAGAUAUUUUUGAAAAAUCAAUUCAAUUAUUUCCAAAAUGUAUUUAUCUAUCCAAAUUAUCAUGUUCCCUUUUCUUCAUGCUUGAAAAAUAUGAAAAAUCAUUAUUAUAUAUUGAGAAAGUAACAUGUAAUUCUGUUUUUAAACUAAAUUAUGAAGACUGGAUUACCUGCUAUGACAUGAAAUCAAAUAUUUAUGCUAUUCAGGAAAAAUGGGAUGAAGCAUUAUCGAUUGCAGAAUUUAUUCUUUUGGAAUUGGCAGUUAGGAAAAGUAAUUGUAUUCCAAAGCACGUUAUUGCUUUAAAUAGAGCUGAAUUGUAUUUUAAUAAGAAAGAUUAUGACCAAUGUAUUGAAUCAUGUACAUUUGUAAUUGACACAUUUGAGAACCUUCAUUCUGUAGAGGAUGAGAAAAAUGCCCACCUUGUAGCAUAUACUUUGGCUGCUAAAGCAUAUGGAGAAAAAGGAGAUCAGUAUAAUUGCUUUAGAUUCAUCCAGGUAGCUCAUUCUACUAAUGAAAGAGACUGCACAAUUCUAAUUAUCAGAGCACAGUUAUAUAUCAAGUUCAAUCAGAUUGAGUCUGCACUCGAUAGUAUUUUGAAAGCAAUAUCUAUACAACCUCAAACAAGGGAAUACUACGAGCUUGCUUUAACUGUGUUUAAAAUGUGCAAAAAUGUAAACAUGACCACUUUAUGUUCUGAACUGAUUACCAAAUUGGAUAAUAGAAAAGAGAUUACCAACUCAGACCUGAGUUUAUUACUUAAAUUAGAAACAAAAUCUACUAUUGAAACCAUCAAACAAGAUUCCUCUCAUAAUACUGUUUCACCUCUAAAUGCUAUUGUAAAAACCAAAAUCACUUUGAGCACUCUACGUGGAACCACUGUUAAGGUGGAAUGCACUGACAUUGAAGGUAUCAUCAAAGAAUGCAGACAUAAAUUAUUGAACGAUAAGUUGGAAAUAAUUGUAAACAUGAAAGAAAAGACUAGAAUUGACUAUAUCGAAGAUUUGGACCCCUCAAUUAAUUACACAAUUUUAACAGUUGAAGAAUUCAAGGAUUUAGACGCGAAACAACCUCCUUCCAACACAAAUUCAAUCCUAUUAUCCUCCAUGGCAGCUCUUUCUUUCCUUGCUGCCGCAACCUCCUAUUUAUUCAUUGUAAGGAAAUAAAAAAAAAUGUCAUUGC